Molecule: messenger RNA, 2473 nt
Organism: Vollenhovia emeryi
Lineage: Eukaryota; Metazoa; Arthropoda; Insecta; Hymenoptera; Formicidae
Exons: 4
Coding region: 488-1528 (346 amino acids)
Cellular component (GO): chitin-based extracellular matrix
Molecular function (GO): structural constituent of chitin-based larval cuticle
Source: RefSeq, a predicted model, not a curated record
GAAUCGGCGACGCAUCGGCAGGCGUCGUUUCGAGCCUCAUAUAUUCUAUUAUCCGCGUCUCGCAACGAAGGGGGCUGGAACGGGGGUCCGGGAGGAUGCGUUAUAGGCGGACGCGCUUCGAUGUGUUAUUCCGGGAGGAGAGUUUUACGAGCGGAAUACGAGCCGCCGUAAUAAAGACGUCGCGCGCGACCAGACCGAGGAGAGGAUGGCCCGCGAGUAUCGAACGCUCGCUCUCCUCGGAGUAGGAAUAAGCCCGCGAUAAUUAGACUGCGAGAACUCCAGCUGCGAUUAGCGCGACGCGGAUUAGUUGCUCCGUGCGUGCAUCGGAAUCCUCCCCGACACGGUGGGAAACCUGCGCCGGCGGCGAGUACGUUUCCAGCUUCGCGGAACCGGACAAUAAUACGAGGACGAGAAUUCCGAAACCGUGAGAGCUGGUCGCGAUGCGAAAGCUCCUCGGGCAGAAGAACGGAAGCCACAAGAGGGAGAGAUGAUAAUUAUUUUACACGACAGUACAAUUUUGUGCAGCCUCGUCAUCGGACGAUCUAUCGCUUCGCCGCUCUCCAAUGUUUGGCUGAGCCCGAUACCGGCCCUCUCGCCGUUGAGGCAGUACCACCUUCAGGACGGCUCGGGAUCUUAUCAAUAUUCCUUCACGGGGCCGCAUCACGCCAAGGCGGAAACCACCUUGAACGGCGUCACGCAGGGUGGAUAUUCCUACAUUGACGCAAAUGGAAUUUUGCAAACGGUCUCGUACACGGCGGACGAUAAGAAUGGAUUCAGAGUAAGCGCGAGCAAUCUGCCGCAACCACCGAAGGAUGAACAGCAAGCUACACAGGACACGGCGGAAGUGGCCGCGGCGAAGAGAAAUCAUCUCGAGGAGCUGCAGAAGUCGCAUCAGGCCAAUUGGCAGGAUCAGAAUCUUCUGUCGUACAAGAUCGUGCCGUCGUACUUCAGCUUCGCCCAAAUCCAGCCGGACAGCAGCGGCAAAGCUGAACUGAAUUUGAAGACGCGAGAGCUAGAGGGUACCAACAAUCCCUUCUUGUUAUCGAGAUCGGAAGCGGAUAGAAUCAGCGUUCCCAAGCCGGAUCCGAGCCUCUCGAAGGUAUCGCCCACGUCUUCGGGUCUCACCAGCACUAUCGCCUCGUCGUUAGCACCCGCGACGUCACUAAGGGAGAACACGCUCCUCAAGGACGACGAACGGACGUCUAAUCAGAAUGCCCUGCACUUGGGGAGGCUGGUGCCGCUUGGCAACAUCCAGAAACGGUUAGCCUUGCCCGCGCCCUACGUGCUUCCGGUGAUGCCUUACCGAUUCCUUCACAGCUCGCUGCAUCACACCCAAGACUCCCUCGGCCAAUACGAUUACAGUUACACCGGGGACUCGAGCGCCAAAACCGAAUCCAGGUCGCUCGACGGCACAACCAGAGGGGCCUACAGUUACAUCGAUCCCAACGGGAUUCUUCAGCAGGUGCAUUACAUCGCCGAUCACAACGGAUUCAGAGUCAUGGCAACUAAUCUGCCCGAAGCGAAGUGAUCAUCGUGUCGGCGCAGUAGAAAAUGUCCCGCGGGGCGUAAAAGCGUUCGAAGUGCGAUGUCAUGUAUCAAACAUUAAUACCGCACACAAUUUCCUUUCCUGAAUUUCGAAUUUGUCAGCGGCUCUCAAUCUCGCGGAAGAAUCGAGCUAAUAUCGUUUACGAGCUCUCGUCCGGUAACCGCCAACGAACAGUUACGUAACGGCAACAAUACAAUUUCUCAUUCAACAAUAUAAAUGUAAUAUAACACAUGUGGUGCAUAACAGUUACAUUGUUGAGCGGAAAAUUAUAACAUUCAUGUUAUGUAACCGUUAGUCGGCGCUUACUAAACAGUGGCAGAAUGUAUUUUUGUAACUUUCGAUCAACAAAUUCGUUUCAGACAAACAAUAUUAUUCGACCGCAACUGGCUACGAAUUCAAUUCGACGAAACUUAAUGCGAAAAGUAUUACCUCAGCCAGGAUUCGCUCGGUCAAAUUCAAGUUUUCAAUCAAGAGAGCACGGCGAAAAGAUUAAGUGAAUACACAUAUUUCGUGUAUUUAUUUCACGCAUCUUGAUUGCUUUGUUGAAUUACUCGCGACAGCCGAGGAGCAGGAAGAAGGUGUACCAGAAAAUUCGUAUUCAAAUGUAACGUCUCGCGCAAUAAGUAUCGGUGUCGGGGAUUGGAGGAAACAUUACGCGAAUGCUUCUCGAGUUUGUUCAACGAUUGUUCUCGCGGCAACGCGGAGGAACGGACUUGAUUCGUAUUCGAGUAUCCUCCUACUCUUUAUUAUUUUUUUUAUGUUAAGCUUACUUCGCGCACGCGAUUGCGACCGGAUAAAUUAUUUCACGUUUCGCAAACAUUCCUUUAUUAUCUUUAGAUCGAAAGGCGUUAAUGAUGUCAUGUUUUCCAGAUUGUUAGUAGAUUGCACUUAUUGAUCAUAUUACGUAAAUACAGAUGAAAAAUGCAA